CUAGCUGCUAAGUUGUUCAACCUCCACACCAGUGGAUGGCAGUCGUCAACAUCAUAUCAUCCUGGGGGUGGGUCUGUUUGAGUGUUUUGAAAAACAUGGCGGCCUCCAUUUACAAGUGGACUAAUGAUGAUACCGCCAUGUUGAUAGACUGGCGAGCGCGCAAUGCGGGUAUUUUCUCAGGCAGGAGAUUGACUGCCAUCAGAGGUUACGAAGUGUUUGUCAAAGAGAGAGGGUUGGAAGGGCUAGUAUCACCAGCAUUCAUUAAGAAGAAAUGGGAAAAUCUCAAACAAAAAUAUGUGACCCUAAAAAGAGUGUCAAUGGAAAGUGGUACAGAUUCUGCAGCUGAGAGUUGGAGAUGGUACAGCCAGAUGGAGGAUGCCCUUGGGGGGAGGAUCCCAGAAAUCAAGCCUUCCUGUAACAUAAAGAUGCCUGCAGUUUUUAUCUCUACUGACCAUGAUGACAUGGUCCACUCCCUGGAACUGACUGUGGACCCCCAGUCCCCUCCUCCUCUCCCUCUCCCUCCCCCUCCUCCAAUAAAGAGGCAGAGGACUAAUUCAACCGACGUCAUGCUGGAGUUCCUGGGCAAGCAAGAGGACCGUGACCAGCAGAGGGACAUUGAAUGGAUACAGAGAGAGGAACUGAGGGAGAGGGAGGCUCUGGAGAGGGAGGAGCAGCGGGAGAGCGAAGCCGUGGAGCGAGAGGAACGGCGGGAAAGAGAGGCCAUCGCCAGGGAGGCGAGGCGAGAGAGGGAGGCAGUAGAGCGAGAGGGUCGGAGAGAGAGGGAUGCCAUGGAAAGAGAAGCUCGUAGAGACAGAGAAGCUAGAGAGAGGGAGGAGAGAAGGGAGCAAGAGUUCAGAGACAGGGAGGAAAGGAGGGAAACAGAGUUUAGAGAACGACACGAAAGGAUGGAGAGGUUGUAUAUGGAGAGAGAGGAGCGGCUUCUUUCUAUUCUAGAGAAGUUGCUCAACAAAUGAGUGUUUGGUCUUGGGUAAACACACUUAAUGGUUCUCAGAAAAUAAAGGAAUCCUGUAACAGGAUUAACCUGUUUAUGAUGAGUUACCCUUUGUGGAAGGGGUAUUCAGGCCUGUGAACAAUCAGCACUACCAGGUUCUGGUUUGGAAUUGCAAGGCUGUCAUCUGCUUGUGUUGGACCAACUACUGGCCUUAAAAACCUCAUAUUACCAUGGUGCUGAAUAUCCAGUCAAGAGUAAUAGUGGAUUUGUGUAAGUCUCACUGGUGACCCUGAAAGACCCUGUUAAUUUGGGUUUGGUCUUAAGGUAACAUGCUUUCAACGUCUGUGUAGUGUAGUACCAUUAAGGUCCAUGUGUAUGUGAUGUACACACAUCUUGUACUGUUAGUCACUGACUAAAGUUUUUUUUUGUUUUUGUUUUUUAGAACAAAAUGUAUUGGACAUUUAGUCAAUGAUAGGUGUUGUCAAGUUUGGAAAAUAAAUGUUU
Molecule: messenger RNA, 1456 nt
Organism: Sardina pilchardus (European sardine)
Lineage: Eukaryota; Metazoa; Chordata; Actinopteri; Clupeiformes; Clupeidae
Exons: 4
Coding region: 36-974 (312 amino acids)
Source: RefSeq, a predicted model, not a curated record